Messenger RNA from Physcomitrium patens, 3061 nucleotides. RefSeq lists its product as uncharacterized. The record is from RefSeq and is a predicted model, not a curated record. Gene Ontology annotation, cellular component: nuclear membrane. Lineage: Eukaryota; Viridiplantae; Streptophyta; Bryopsida; Funariales; Funariaceae.
CUCCACAGCAGAUUAUUCAUCAUGUUCUUCCGGGUCAUUCACUUAAAUUCCUUCUCGCGGCAAAAAUGUUGGAUGUGGGUGGUGGUGGUGGUGGUGUCUCGUUACUCGUGGGAAACGACCAGGCCAACUCUUGCGGCGCGGAUGGGGGAGACGGUGUUGUUUUUUCGAAGAAGGGUGAAUGAGUGAGUGAGUGAGUGAGUGAAGCCAAGCAAAGCUUCUCAUGAGAUUCGUGAAUUCAUGGAGUGGGUAGAUAAAUUCCCCCUGGACAUUCUCUUGCAAGGAAUCUUACGUGAAUCGUAAUUUGGGUUUAGAUUUUUGCUUUUUUCGGAAGGGGAGGUUAGCAAAAGCCCUUCGAGUUGUCGGGGGCAGAGUUUAGACGACCGUGGUGUUGUGGGCGAGGGAGAGGCAGAGGAUACGCGGGAACUGGAAAACUCUCAUUUCAGUUCCACACUGCAAGCAGUUUUUGUCCUUGGUGGGGGUCCAGAUGUGCAACUUUGAUAGCUACUAUUUACAGUAAACUUGCUGGAUGGCAACAAUGGAAUAAAUUGAUUUCUAACUUUACUGCAGUGUGCCGGAAGCCAUCGGCUAGCUAUUUAUUGGGCAAGCUUAGCUUGUAAUCCCCAGUAGGCGAGGAUGGAAUCCACUGAAGUUAUACAAGAUACCAGCGCAUUGCACGAGACUUGUGCUCCUGAUUCAGCAGUGGCUGAAGGGAGAGAAGGUCUGGAUGCAAAAGCAAAAGAGGUUGGUGUAGGUUUGCAAGCAAGGUCAAAGGAAGCUGGCCAUUGUAGCAUGGUGGAAGAUGGUGCAAUAAUUCAAAUAGGAGGUGGCGUCACUGUACAGCCGGUGAUCCAACCCCAUAAAUGUACGGAUGCAACACCGCAUGAAGUGGUCGAAGAGGGUUGUGCAGCACCGAUAGACUUCUUACAGACUCCCACUGGCCGUGAGAUUGAGCAUUCGUCAGAUAGUGUUUCCAAUGCCAAGUUUACUUUCAGACCUAACCAGGGUAGCACAUCAUCUGACCUUCAGAGGGAAAGGAAGCCGAGAAAAGCCGAGUCCAGCGUGAGAGUGCCCGACAUUCGAACACCAAUUUCUCAACCGUUAACACCUUACGACAAUUUUGCUGAUCAGAGCUUAGAAGACAACGAAAAUAGAUCCAGCACCAAGAAGCUGUCAAAACAGAUAACACCAGUUGCGUCAUUAGUGUAUGAGGACAAUGAUCCUUCCACAACAAGAAGGCAGUCUCAAAGGGGUGCCGAAGGAACCUUUAAUCGCCGCCUGGCCUUUACUCCUCUUCCACAAUCUGAGCUCAACAUACGAAUGGGCUGUACACCUAAUCGAACUCCUGAAAAACGCACGCCUACGAGAACCAUGGGAACCCUGGACAACUUCAUGCCGAUCCACGUAAGUCAUCCUAUACCAAUAGAAGAGGACGAAGUGACAUUUGCAACUUUGUCCCUGCAGCAGGCAGGACCUAUAACUGCUGAGGAAUUGAGAGAUGGAAGUGAUAUCGCAUCAGAGGAUGCCGACGAAACUGGUUCAAUUAUAACCUGUGACUGUUCCGACGAAGAGAACACCAUCGAGAGUGCCCUAGACAGACUUUCUGUGGAGAUCUACGGUCAUAGUGAUUUACACGAACAUCACGAUUCAGAUAAAGAGAAUAUGCCUGUACAUGAGAUGUUUUUGCCUGGACCAGGCAGUAUCACUUCAAAUUUGCCAUCAAGGUUCAAUGAACCGAGACAUUGCUCUAGAGAGCCCCUUCAGACACUAUGUAGUGCGCCAUCUCCUCCGAUGUACCAGAGUCCUCACACUUUUACUAUCCCUGCUUCUUAUCAACUACUUCGGGCGAGGUCUCAAGUGGAGUCAGGACGGCAGUGGCAGAUGGUCGCAGACACGAACUGUCUUUUGGAUGCAGAGUCUCUCAAGUCUCUGAAGCAUCUUGAAGGCAUUCACGAGACUCGCCUCAUCAUUCCAAACAUCGUUGUAAGGGAGCUGGACUACUUGCAGAAACAAGAGAGUUGGAGGGUUUGUGCGUCUGACGCCCUUCAAUGGAUUGAGGCUUGCAUGUUGAAGAUUCCCUCAUGGAUUCACGUUCAAAGCUCUGGAGAAACUGUACACGUGGGAACCACGCCUCCUUUAUCGCCCUCCAUAUAUUUUAGAGGACCUCUUUCACACGUCGGUGAAAGCGACAUGAUGCAUCCUACUCUUCAUGACUAUGUCCUCGAAUGCGCGCUAUUUCAACAAGCAAAACUAGAUGGUCGAGUUGCUAUCUUGACAGAUCAAACUACUCUUAAAAUCAAGGCUUUGGCUGAGGGCCUUGUGGUUGACACCGCAACCAGCUUUAGCGACAGCUUGCUGAACCCCUACUCCGAUCGCUUUGUUUAUGCUAGCAGCGUUCCGGUUAUUCGAGCAGCCGGCCACCCCCGAAAAAAGUCGCAUGGAUUUAGUGCGUCUGUGUCGGCCACUUCCAGCUCGAACCAGCUAGCUCCCUCUGUUUGGCCCAAGUCCUGGCCUACUUCGAAAGCCCAUUUUUUAAUCUGGCUUGAAAGCCAACCAGUUGGGCUUCUAGCUCUUCUUGCCGAGUUAGACAAAUCUGAAAGCUAUGAUUUUCAUAUCUGAGCCUCAAAAAUAUGGAAACGUGCCCUUGCUUUCAAUCCCGCUAUGGAAGGGGGUGAUUAACCUUUAUCAUCUGUAAUAUUUUGUAGCUCAACAGGUACGUUGACAGCAGUAGUAGAAUGUGUAAAAUUUUACUUAAGUUACAAUUUGUUUGGAUUUUCCAAAGGAGCUUGCAGUGUGGCUAUGCCACUAAAAACCUAUGCAUUAUGGGAGGAGGGAGAGAAACACUGUGGGUGUGCACUACCGUAGACUGCUAAGCUUCUGGGUGCCAUCAACAUUAUAUCCUUACAAUUAAAAUCGUGACUAGUUCAUGCAGAACUAGAGUUUUUACUACCAGUGACUUAUAGUAGUCACUUGAAACAAUGAGAGUGAAAUACCAGCAUUGAGUUUUGUAUAAGUUAAGUUGCUUUUUGUUAUCAAAAGAAAAUGAAUGUUUUGUUUGACCGAU